Callorhinchus milii (elephant shark) is the source of this 2923-nucleotide messenger RNA. It is a transcript of the gene xrcc5, whose product is annotated as X-ray repair complementing defective repair in Chinese hamster cells 5. Gene Ontology annotation, molecular function: telomeric repeat DNA binding; DNA helicase activity; double-stranded DNA binding. Gene Ontology annotation, cellular component: nucleus; Ku70:Ku80 complex. NCBI's taxonomy places the organism in Eukaryota, Metazoa, Chordata, Chondrichthyes, Chimaeriformes, Callorhinchidae. Gene Ontology annotation, biological process: double-strand break repair via nonhomologous end joining; cellular response to gamma radiation; DNA recombination. The record is from RefSeq and is a predicted model, not a curated record.
GGCCGCGGAUGCACAGGAUGUGUUGGUGGAAAAUGGCGCGAGCGAGUAAGUCCGCUGUGGUUCUGUGCCUGGAUGUGGGUCACACAAUGGGCCACGCGCCACCAGGGCACGAGUCUCCGUUUGAACAGGCCAAGAGAGUUCUGUUGAUGUUCGUGCAACGACAGGUGUUCGCUGAGAGCAAAGAUGAGACUGCCUUAGUGCUGUACGGCAGCGACGCAACCUCCAACCCUCUGGCUGGGGCAGACCAAUACCAGCACAUCACCGUGCACAGGAACCUGAUGAUCCCCGACUUCAGUCUCCUGGAGGACGUGCAGAGCAGGAUCGAGCCUGGACUGCAGCAGGCAGACUUUCUGGAUGCCCUGGUGGUCUGCAUGGAUGUGCUUCAGAAACAGACACUGGGGAAGAAAUACGAGAAGCUGCACAUCGCGGUGUUCACAGACCUGAACAGCCCCUUCAGCUCCGACCAGUUGGACAUCAUCAUCGCCAACCUGAGGCAGGCCGGCAUCACUCUGCAGUUCUUCCUCCCAUUCCCACUGGAUUCGGACGGUGAAGGAGGCGGAUGCGGGGACGCUGACUCGGGAGUACAGGCAGAUAGAAGCCGGGGCCAUCCCCCGGGGAAAGGGCUGACCACGCAACAGGAAGGAGUCAAGAUGGUCAGGAAGGUGAUGACAGCCUUUGAUGAGGAGUUUGGUCUCGAUGAGGUCUUCACCUUCAGUGAGAGUGCUGAGCGCCUUGGCCUGUUCAAGAAGCUGGAGAGGAGACCGAUGCCUUGGCCCUGUCAACUGACCAUUGGGUCCAAUAUCUCCAUCAGGAUUGUGGGCUACAAGGCAAUGUGUGAGGAGAAAGUGAAGAAGGCGUGGAUAUCUGUCGAUGCCAAGACACUACAGAAGGAGGACGUGAGAAAGGAGGUGGUUUACUGCUUAAACGACGAUGAUGAGACAGAGAUUCUCAAGGAUGAGACCAUCCAAGGAUUCCGCUACGGCAGUGAUAUAAUCCCGUUCUCCCGCAUUGACCAGGAUCAGAUGAAAUACAAGACGGACGGGAAGUGCUUCAGUGUGCUGGGAUUCACCAAGUCCUCACAGGUAUUGAGGCAUUACAAUAUCGGGCGGCAGACGCUGAAGGUCCUCCCACCAAAAGAUGAUGAGCAUGCGGCGGUGGCACUCUCAGCACUGAUCCAGGCUCUGGAAGAGAUGGACAUGGUGGCGAUCGUGCGCUACGUGUACGACCGGAGAUCAAACCCGCAGGUGGGCGUGGCCUUCCCUCUCAUCAAGGAGGAAUACCAGUGCCUGGUGUAUAUCCAGCUACCCUUCAUGGAGGAUCUCAGGCAGUUCACGUUUGCCUCCCUCAGCCACAAGCGAUGGGCAGCUUCCGAGGAGCAGUUGGCUGCUGUGGAUUCUCUGAUCGACUCCAUGGGGCUGGUGCAGGAGGACGGGGAGAAAACCCAGGAUCUCUUCAAAGUCAGUAAAAUCCCCAAUCCACAUUACCAGCGUUUGUUCCAGUGUCUCCAGUACAAAGCCUUUCACCCGGACCAGCCACUGCCCCCCAUUGAGGCACAGCUGACAGCCAUGCUGGAGAGGCCCCAGGAGGUGUCUGUCUCCUGCCAGCCAGCCCUGCAACAUCUCAAAUCCCUCUUCACUCUGCAGGAUGCUGGCAAGAAGAAAGAGCCAAAGAUCGCACAGAAAAUCUUCAAUAACGUGGAGGAGCCCGAUGCAAAGCGAGCACGACUGGAUGACGAGGAGUUCUGUAUCACUCGACUGGCUGAAGGCAGAGUCACCUCAGUCGGCAGUCUGCAUCCAGCCAAAGAUUUCCGAUUCCUCAUCAGCCAGAAGAGCGACUUCAGAGAAGUGAGCUCACAACUGAAGGAGCGUGUGUGGCAAUUCCUGGCUGUGAAGGGACGAGAGUAUUACAUAAAGAGCAUGGACUGUAUCUCGGCCUUCAGGGAGGAGGCAGUGAAGGCCGGAAAAGCUCAACUCUUCAACACCUUCAUUAAAACUCUGAAGGAGAGUGUGGAGGAAAAGGGUCUGUACGACUUCUGGGAUCUGCUGGUACAAGACGGAGUUUCCCUCAUCACACAGGAUGAAGCUGGAGACAGCGCGGUGACAGAGGAUGAGGCCAAGAGGUUCCUGGCGGCAGAGGAGAGAGCGGCGGAGCCGGAGGCUGUGGCCGAGGAUGGGGGAGACGUGGAUGAUCUGCUGGAUAUGAUGUAGUCUGCUCCUGUGACACUCUAUACGGACUGGGCACGGGGUCUGGCCAGGACGGCGAAGCAGGGGACUCGUGGUGGGAGCAGCCAGCUGUCGUAUAUCCCUCAAAACCAGAGCUUUUCUUACCAUUUACAGGCUGAGUUGAAACGAUGGUAAACUCUAAUUCUGUUUUUUUCGGUGCGUGUUGUGUGCUCACUGGAGCUGGCUCUGCAAGAGCAUUUUCUCUUUUUAUUUAAGUAAAUCCCGGGGGGUGGGGGGGUAGGCAAUUUUCCACAAUUUCUUAAAGGAUCUCUUAAUUAAAUACGCACGUCUAUGACGCUGGCUCGAGGGAGUGAUGCUAAUUAUUACCAGAGUGGGUAUACUCCACACGGCAUGGUGUAUGUCAUGUUAUUGCUGAGUCUUAAUUAUAAAUCAAUAAGGAAUCAAGUCUCCCUCCCCCCCCCCCCCACACCCACACAUUGUGAACAUUGAGCUCACAGUCCAAGUCCAAGUCUGGUGCUGCAGUGCAGUGCUGGGGGGCUGGGAGGGAGAGGAGCAGGGCUGGUGUCCUGUGGAUGAGCUCCCUUCUAUUUGCCUGUUCACGUGCCCUGCAGAUUUAAGUGCAGAGCAGAGUUCCAACAUUUUUUUUUGAGGGUUUAUUACCCUCUGGAAAGCGAUCCGCCAAUCGAUUAAAGUUCUAUUGUUUAAUGAUGGCAAAUACAAUUAAAAGUUCUCUCGAGUUA